Dipodomys ordii (Ord's kangaroo rat) is the source of this 1275-nucleotide messenger RNA. RefSeq names its product t-complex 11 family, X-linked 2 (gene Tcp11x2). The coding region runs from base 25 to 1275 and encodes 416 amino acids. The record is from RefSeq and is a predicted model, not a curated record. The transcript has 7 exons. Gene Ontology annotation, biological process: regulation of sperm capacitation. Lineage: Eukaryota; Metazoa; Chordata; Mammalia; Rodentia; Heteromyidae. Gene Ontology annotation, cellular component: acrosomal vesicle; sperm flagellum.
CACGACAGCAGGUUUGUGGAGAGGAUGUACAAUGCUUAUUGGGACCAUCUGAAAGAACAAUUAUCAAGUACUCCUCCAGAUUUCACCUGUGCUCUUGAACUAAUAAAAAAUGUCAAGGAGAUCUUGCUGUCGCUCCUAUUACCACACCAGAAUCGUCUGAGAAAUGAGAUUGAAGAAUCUUUGGACCUGAGUGUCUUUGAGCAGGAGACAGAACAAGGAGCUCUAGAUGUUCUUCAUCUCUCUACCUACAUUCUCAAAUUGAUGAGCCUAUUGUGUGCUCCAGUACGAGACGAAGCAGUGAAGAAACUAGAGAGUAUAAAAGAUCCAGCGGAAUUACUGAGGGGAAUCUUUCGUGUUUUGAGUCUGAUGAAAAUGGACAUGGUGAAUGAUACUGUCAAGUAUCUUCAACCCUACAGGCAGGAACAUUCUAUCCAACAUGAACGAGCUAAAUUCCAAAAACUUCUUGAAAAACAGCCAGAUUCCCUCAUAUGCACUAAAAUGUGGCUAACUGAUGCAGCCAGAGACCUCACUACACCAUUUCCAAGUUCUGACAUUCCUCGUUCCUCUACCAGCACAACAUGGUCAUUUUCUGAUCAAGAGGUGGAGAACUCAGAGCCUCCUAGUCUUACAAUGGUGCUAUAUCAAGCCUACUUGAACCUCCUUCUCAAGGAUUAUGGAAAUGAAGAAUACCCAGAGACUCUUCUAAUGGACAGAAUUCGUCUUCAGAAGAUGAAUUCCAAAUUGAAGCAUUUAACUAUCCUGGCCUCAGUUUUGCUAGUGGCUAGAAGUUUCUCUGGAAGUGUUUUAUUCAGAUCACCUGAAUUUGUGGAAAAACUGAGAUGUGUCACCAAGGCUCUGACACAGGAAUUUAAUUCCAAGCCUGAAGAGACUAUGUUGAGAGUGAGUGAACAAGUACCUCAGGAGAUUUAUCAAGGCCUAAAAGACAAGGGCCUCACUGCUCUGAGCAGUGAAAACAAGGCAUCACUUGUAAGCCAACUCCAGAAUAUUGCCAAGAAAGAAAACUGCAUUCGUAUCAUCAUUGAACAGCGGAUUCGCUUGUUUUUCAAAUGCUGUUUAAUUCGUGGCAUGCGAGAGUCCCUUCUAGACUUUCCUGGAGGCCUUCUAUUCAUUGAAGGGGAGUUGGCAGAACUGGGCUGGAAGUUUGUUAGCCUGAUACAUUACAAUCAGCAUGUCUUCAGCCCAUACUAUGCUGAGAUCAUGAAAGAUAUCAUUUCUCCAGCUCAGCCAAAUAAAGGAGAAGUGGAACCUGUCUAA